This is a messenger RNA of Marasmius oreades (fairy-ring Marasmius), 642 nucleotides long. RefSeq lists its product as uncharacterized. NCBI's taxonomy places the organism in Eukaryota, Fungi, Basidiomycota, Agaricomycetes, Agaricales, Marasmiaceae. The coding region runs from base 1 to 642 and encodes 213 amino acids. The record is from RefSeq and is a predicted model, not a curated record. The transcript has 3 exons.
AUGCUACGCUCACGAACUGCUCACAUUGCAAAGUUCUCCUCCAUUGGUGCUGCUCUUAGAACGACCACGCGAAGGCAAUAUGCUAACGUACCAAACCCUCCUCCGGCUGACGGACCAGCGAGUGCCAAAGCAGGAGGUAGCAACAUGGCCCUCUAUGCUGGGCUAGCACUUGCAGCGGGAGGAGGAGUAUACUACUACUUUGCCGCUAAUCCUGACAAGGCGGCUCAACUCAAGGCCAAGGCCAAACGUGAGGAAGAAGAGGCGAUACGCAAGUCGAGGGAAGCCGUCGACGCUGGAAAGGCACGGGUAGAAGAUGGGAUUCAGCAAGGGAAACAGAAAUACGAGCAGACUGCCAAUAGCGCCCAAGCCAAGUAUGAUGAUUACAAAAAGGGCGCCCAGAAUCGACUGAACGAUGCCAAAGACUCGACCGAGAAUCUUUACAACGAAGCCAAAGCAAGAACCCAGUCCCAGGCUGAGGCCACAAAGGGCGGUGUCCAGAGAAAGGAAGAACAAGCGAAAGCUGGCUGGUUUAAUUGGUUGGGAUGGGGAAGUAAUAAAGCUGAAGAAGCAAAACGAGAGGGAGCUUCCAAGGUUUCUGAUGCUGCUGAAGAUGUGAAAAGCAAGGCAGAUAAGCAUACAUGA